AUGGUUCACCAUGAGAAAUCCGCCGUGGAAGAAUUACUUCGGGCCUUGACCUUGGAGGAGAAGGUUUCCCUGUUGGCUGGGAAAAACAUGUGGGAAACAGCGAACAUCGACAGGCUGGGGAUCCCUAGUUUAAAGAUGACGGAUGGGCCAGCUGGAGCGAGAGGGUCAAAAUGGACAUAUGGUUCACUGACAACAUUCAUUCCUUGUGGGAUCUCUUUGGCUGCCACAUUUGAUCCGGAGUUGGUCCAAAAGGUGGGCGGCGUCCUAGGGGAGGAGACACGACGCAAGCACUGCCAGGUCCUCCUAGCUCCCACUAUGAAUUUGUCGCGAUCCCCCCUAGGUGGUCGGAACUUCGAGGGCUACGGCGAAGACCCGUACUUGAUUGGGAAAGUAUCGACUGCGAUAAUUCGGGGUAUUCAGAGCCAAGGGGUGGCAGCAUGCAUGAAGCACUUUAUCGCGAAUGAUACCGAAACGCGGCGGUUCAACGUCGACCAAACCAUUGACGAGCGUACUCUUCGCGAAGUGUACAUGAAACCCUUCGUGAUGGCUCUGGAUGCGGACCCAUUAACUGCCAUGGUCAGCUAUCCAAAGAUAAACGGAUACCACGCGGACUUGAGCCCUUCCAUCCUCAAGCCGCUUCUGCGUGAAGAAUUGCAAUUUGACCGCAUAGUCAUGAGUGACUGGGGUGGGCUGAACAGUACCGUGGAGAGCCUGAUCGCUACUACCGACUUAGAAAUGCCAGGGCCGGCGGUGCGACGUGGUGAAAAGCUCCUCGCUGCCAUAGCACAAGGUCAGAUCGACGUCGCCAAGCACGUUGAUCCCAGUGUCAGACGGAUUUUAGAACUACUUGAUCGGGUCGGUCUACUGUCCGAAUCAUCCGCCAAUGGCGCCGUAAAGAACGACGAGGCUGAAUCUGAGAAAGCGCCGGACGACCCGAACUUCCAUCGGAUCGCUCGUGAGGCGGCACAGGACGGUCUUGUUCUCCUCAAGAAUGAGGGUGUUUUACCCUUGCAACCCUCCUCUCUUGAGAAGAUUGCCAUCUUGGGUCCUAAUGCCCGCCGUCCGACAGCGGGAGGCGCUGGCAGUGCUGCUGUCAAUCCAUUUUACAUCACCACUCCCGAAGAAUGCCUUACGACCGCCAUCCGACAAGUCAAUCCAGGGACGGAAAUUGUCUACGAGCAGGGUAUUCCGUUUAGUCUGCGCCCACCUCUACUAGGUAGCAAGCUCACCACACCUAAUGGUUCCCGCAAGGGCCUUGAGGUAACUUUCUACGCCGGACAUGAGUUUCAGGGGCCCCCAGUAGCAACCACCUACUGGGAUGACUCCCUUGUAUAUCUCUUCAGCGAUGGUGAUGUCCCGGAAUCGCUCAAGGGCACCCCCUACUGUUACCAGGCAUCUGGCAUUGUGACACCCCAGGUAUCGGGUUGGUAUACAUGGAGUGUGGCCAAUACAGGAAAGGCUAAGCUGUUCAUCGACGAUGUAAUGAUCAUUGAUAAUUCCGAGUGGUCACGGAUAACCGGAGGCUUCCUAGGAUGCUCCAGUGAAGAUCGGACUGUUCGGAUGCAAUUGCAGGCAGAGAAAACAUAUCGCCUGAGGGUGGACAACAUAGUGACACUACCACCCAUCGAAUCCUUUGAUAAUACACUCUUUCCAAAUGUCUCGGGCCUACGGGUUGGCCUUGCCCGGGAGGAGGAUGAGCAGGCAAUGCUAAACCGCGCAGUGGAUUGCGCCAGAUCAUCCGAUAUAGCUGUCCUCGUCGUCGGUCACAAUAAGGACUCGGAAGGUGAAGGUGGGGAUCGCAUCAACAUGGAAUUGCCAGGCCAGACGGAUGCACUCGUCCAAGCAGUAUGUGAGGCCAAUCCUAAUACAAUCGUUGUCGUUCAGGCAGCCAGCGCUGUAACAAUGCCGUGGGUGAAUCAAGCCCGCGCGAUUGUCAUGGCUUGGUACCAGGGCCAGGAGAAUGGGAAUGCCUUGGCAGACGCCCUUCUAGGUCAUUGCAACUUCUCCGGUAAAACGCCUAUCACCUUUCCUCGCCAGCUGGAGGACCACGGCUCUCAUGCAUGGUUUCCCGGGCAGGCCGCCAACGACGCUUGUGAAUUCGGGGAGCAAGUAUUGGUUGGAUAUCGUCAUCUCGAUAAACACGGCAUCAAUCCACUUUGGCCGUUCGGAUAUGGAUUGUCUUACACGCGGUUUGAGGUCACAGAUAUUCGCCUUGAUGGGCACAUAACCACUGCACCAGCUUCCACCAUCUCGAUCCACGCUCGCGUCUCCAACGUUGGCGAACAAGAUGGCUCCGAGGUAGUCCAGGCCUACGUCAGUCCGUCCGAGCAGAUCCAAAAGAAGGGGCUGGUCACCUAUCAAAAGACACUUGCUGGAUUUUGCAAGGUGUUCGUACCUGUUGGAGAAACCAGAGACGUCGCUAUUCAGGUCAGCAAGGAAGAAUUGCGUUGGUAUAAUGCAGAGGCGCGUUCAUGGCAGCUAGAUCCAGGCAGGUACUAUUGCUUUGUUGGCACUAGUGCCGUUGAUAUUCACGGCGAACUGGAGUUCCAUCUGGUGUAG
Molecule: messenger RNA, 2559 nt
Organism: Aspergillus oryzae RIB40
Lineage: Eukaryota; Fungi; Ascomycota; Eurotiomycetes; Eurotiales; Aspergillaceae
Product: glycoside hydrolase family 3 protein
Exons: 1
Coding region: 1-2559 (852 amino acids)
Biological process (GO): glucan catabolic process
Molecular function (GO): beta-glucosidase activity
Source: RefSeq, a predicted model, not a curated record